Molecule: messenger RNA, 1210 nt
Organism: Solanum stenotomum
Lineage: Eukaryota; Viridiplantae; Streptophyta; Magnoliopsida; Solanales; Solanaceae
Product: phosphoglycerate mutase-like protein AT74
Exons: 3
Coding region: 399-1001 (200 amino acids)
Molecular function (GO): phosphatase activity
Source: RefSeq, a predicted model, not a curated record
CUUUGCAAUUUAAAAAAGCAGAGACUUGUUCUUCACUACCUAAUUCCUCCUAUUUUCUCUCUUCUACAAAUGUUGCAUCAUGUUUAACCAACUCCAUAUAUUUCGUCUGUCUUUUUUGGGAUCUGAGUUACUUUUACUUUUCCUAAUCCACUAAAGCUAAUCACUAUUUGUAUUUUUUUCUCUCUCUCUGUAUUUUGGAUUUCAAGAAAGAGUUUGAAUACUACUCACUACAAUCAUUUGUGUGCUUGCUUAUACAUUCUUUUCGUUUGGUGGGUUGCAAGGCAUUAGGAUAUAGACCCAUUUUGUGAAGUGGGUUUUUGUUCAGACUUGCUCAAAUGAUUGAGUUUGAGUUUCAGAUUAUUAGAAAGUUUUAAUCUUUUUGACACAGGGGCAAUUUUAUGGCUUAUCCAUUAGACCAUAGGUCCUCUAGUCGUGGGACUGUGAGAUUUGUUUUGGUUCUGGUGGGUUUGUUUUUGGUUAUUUACAUGGUGACAACACCAACAUUGCGGCACUCUAAGGCUUUGUCUUCAUGUCCUCCAUGUUUCUGUGAUUGUGAGGAGGAUCCCAUGUUCUCGCCUAUAGAUUUCCUUGAAACUAUAUGGAGGGAUGUUGAUAUGAACAGGCACCAUCACAAUCCUAAUGAGGAGUUGAAUCUUGUAAUUGUAUCCCACGGUCUAGCUAGUCGAGUUUUUCUAAUAAAGUGGUUCAAGUGGACAGUGGAACAAUUCGAGUACCUAAACAAUCUAGGAAAUUGUGAGUUUCGAGUUAUGGAAUUAGGGGCGGGUGGUGAAUAUAGCCUAGCAGUCUAUCAUACUGAUGAAGAGAUGCUAGAAUGGGGUAUGUCCCCUGAGAUGAUCGCUGACCAAAAAUGGCGAGCUAAUGCUAACAGGGGUACUUUGAAUGAUCAUUGCCCUUGGUACCUUGAUGCUUUCUUUGACCAUUUAGCGGAUUCAAAUGACAAAGAUGUGAAGUCAAACAACUCGCAUCUCCCCUUAGCAUGACAUUGAUAAUGUGUAUUCGUUCCAAUUCUGUUGUACUAUUCAUUUGGUUAACUGAUAGAAAUGUUUGUAAGCUCUUUUCAAGUUGCUGUUACAAUUUUAGGCCCGGAGGCAUUAUCAGUGUCAAUUUCUUGUAAAUUUGAAACUUUCAAUUGUAUAACAAUCAUUUGAUAUCAAGGAUGAAGUAUGAAUUUAGCUUUUGACUGGUAAAA